Messenger RNA from Naegleria lovaniensis, 1437 nucleotides. RefSeq lists its product as uncharacterized. Bases 1 to 1437 code for a protein of 478 amino acids. NCBI's taxonomy places the organism in Eukaryota, Heterolobosea, Eutetramitea, Acrasida, Naegleriidae. The record is from RefSeq and is a predicted model, not a curated record. The transcript has 2 exons.
AUGGCGUUAUUGGAAUGGGUGUGGAAAUCACCACUUUUGCAACACGUAAAUUCAGUGGUCGGAAUGGUAAUGAAAGAUUAUAAUGUAAUACAUCUCAAGUAUGAGGAUGAUGUUGCAGUAGCGGAUUGGCAUGGUCAUUACGGUUUUCGUGUUGGGUUCCCUUUCAUGUCGUCGGGAUAUCAAUUCUUGGCACAACAACAAAAUUCUUCAAAUAAUGAUCCGGGAAAUACCAAUUCAACGCUUUCGGUUUCAACAGUGAUGGAUCAUUUUCCCCCAUGGCUUUCUUUAUUCACGCUAAUAAUUAUUGUCAUCUUUUUUGCAAUUUGUUGCUUACAAACAUGUGUGUUGAAUAGAAGGAAGAAGAGUUCUACGAGACGUUUACAAUCGUUUAAGUGGAAAUAUUGGACUAGAUAUAUUUGUUGCUGUUGCUACGAUUCACAAUCACAGGUGAUUCCUUGGAAUAUACCUCUUCAAUUUUCGUUUCAGUUUUUAAUUGCCUUUUUUAUUGGAACUCUUCACAGAUUUUUCCUUCAAUACUUUUUUGAGUCGACCUAUGAAUAUACAUGCUUUCAUUUCUUGGACACUAUUGUUAACAAAAUGAGAAGAACAUGUCCCUUAAUUAACGUAGUCGAUGUUUCCACUGCUGUUGUUGUAAAAUCAACCUAUUUACUCUUACUCGUUUUUUGGCUUGAGCUCACGUUUAAUGCCUCUUAUUACUAUAAUCCACAAAUGUGUAAACGAUUCGAAAGAGUCACUCGAAGAAUUUAUUGGGCAUUUAUUGGAGUAUAUUUCUUUGGAGCUAGUAUUGGAUUUUUGGCCUUCACAAUUGCACGAUCCAAUAUUUCCUAUUUCUUAACCUCAAUUACCUUAAUAUUUGAUAUUUCCAUUCCAAUACUUUUCAUUAUAUUUGGAGGCGUACUAAGAAGACUCACGACACGCUCAAAAGUUUCAUUUCCUGUUCUCAUUCAAAAACAUUUGAAACGAGUCUCCAUCAUUAGUAUCAUUUUAGGAUGCUACUUGUUACUACUGCCAGCAGUAAGAAUUAGUGUCCUUGUUUUGAAGAAUGUGGUUUAUGCUUCCAAUGGUUAUAAUGCAGUCUCCUCCAUUGUUGAAGUGACUGUUUCCAUCUUGUUUUUUUUCCUUCCCUCAGUCGUGAUUUUUGGGAUUGUCAUUGCACCAACUAGUAUAAGUUUUCUUCAUAAUGCCAUCAACGAUAGAAAUGCAAGAGCUAGAGCUUACAAAACAAAAUGGAAAGAAUUGGAAACUAAGAAUAUUAACUCUCCAUCCAAGUUUUAUCAACAGGACCCUACUCUCUUUGACCAUCGUGAAUCAUUAGACCAUGGUCAUUAUUUGCAGUCUGGUGCUUUGAGUGUGUAUCAAGAGAUUUCACUUGAACAAGAUAUUCCAUCCAAUAAUCAACAACAGAAACGAUAUUGA